Molecule: messenger RNA, 1089 nt
Organism: Hypoxylon fragiforme
Lineage: Eukaryota; Fungi; Ascomycota; Sordariomycetes; Xylariales; Hypoxylaceae
Exons: 8
Coding region: 1-1089 (362 amino acids)
Source: RefSeq, a predicted model, not a curated record
AUGUCUGGACGAUUCAAUUACAAAGACCAGGAGGCGUACAAGCUGUAUAACAGCUUUGAAAAACGACCCGACGGGUUACCUGAAUAUGAACUCGACGACAAUGGGAAUCCUAUUGUAGCUCCAGGGGAGCUAUUUUGCCGUGCUCGUAUAGGGGACGACGAGAUGUGCGUGAACGCGACGAAACAAUACCAGCCAUCUAACCUACGGAAUCACCUUAAAAACACACAUGGUUACGAGAUAGCAAAAUUGCCGGCCGGUGUGAUGAACAGUGUUGAACACCAAAAGACUGCCAAAUUUUAUCGGGAGCUCAUGCGGCGUACGACUGAAAACCAGGAGGGACGGGCUCAGUCCGAGGGGGGGGGGCGCAAUGAUACACCUAUUCGGGACACACCGCAACGGUCUCGGCGAUCUAGGGGCUCAACUGCAUCGGAGGCACCACCACAGCCACCACCACAGCCACCACCACCCCAAGAGCCCCAAAUCAAGCAAGAGGAGGAGCAAGACGAAGGCCUUUUGGAUAUUCCACGAAAAAGGAACCUUCAAAUGGACGGUCUUAGCAUGCGAAAACGCCUUAAACUGUUAGGGCGCGCUUGUAACGGGUGUAUGGCGAGGGGUAAAAAGGCGGCAGAGUGCCCCCCUCAAACCCCCGAUAACUUUUGCGAGGUGUGGAAACGGUACAAGAAGCCAUGUGAGACUAUCACCAUCAGCGACGACGAGGACAAAAGUCAGCCCGAUAGCACGGACGACGGCGCCGACGCUCCCACCGGCGCCGACGCUCCCACCGGCGCCGACGCUCCCACCGGCGCCGACGCUCCCAACAGCGCCGACGCUCCCAACAGCGCUGACGCUCCCACCGGCGCCGACGCUCCUGCCGUGGCCACCAUCCGCCCAACCAUUGGAAAGAGCCAAAAAACCAGCUCUCGAGCUAGCUCUAACACACGAUCUCGUACAAGGGGUCAAGUCGAGGCUCCCACAGAGACAGUGGUCAGCUUAGGGACAUUUAUGGACCAAGUUUUCAAUUACGAUGGUGACUAUCCGAUGGAAAAUCUACCUAAGCCCAGGAUAGAUUGGUACGAGGAACUUCCAUGA